This is a messenger RNA of Micropterus dolomieu (smallmouth bass), 1318 nucleotides long. RefSeq lists its product as uncharacterized. NCBI's taxonomy places the organism in Eukaryota, Metazoa, Chordata, Actinopteri, Centrarchiformes, Centrarchidae. The transcript is spliced from 8 exons. The coding region runs from base 259 to 1044 and encodes 261 amino acids. The record is from RefSeq and is a predicted model, not a curated record.
CUUGCGGUUGCGUGUGAGCGUCGUCACCUGCAAGGAAACCAAGAAUUACGGAUGAAGAAACAUUGUGUCGGCUUUUAUUCACCCUGCCUCAACGAUUGGCACCCGAACACCUUACGAUAGAUAGUUAAAAUAAAUAAACGCUAAAAUAUAUUUCUGUAGCCUUAACCUGGCCUUUGUCGUAGGUCUCGUGAGCUUCAUAUGGCUUUUUAUCAGCGGGACGCAUUUAGGAGAAUAGUGAGAUAAUCGCAGCGGUCAGAAAUGGCAGUAAGAACAUCAGAGCCGAUCUGUCAGCCGUGCGUUUAUCACGAAGCAUUCAAAGUGGAGCUACAGGUGAAGAGACCUCUGAUGCCUGUCCAGCUGAGUCCAGAGCAGGUGGGCCUGGAGAUGUUGUGUCUUUGUGGGCAGCUGGACCUCCUCAUCAGGGCGCAGAUGCAGCAGUUCCAGGAGCAGUUAGGACAAGGCUGUAGCCCAGAGGAGUCAGACACUUUCCAGGCUCAAGGAUCAGAGAUUCUUGACCAGAUGCUGCAGUGCCUUGAACAUCUACCAAAGCCUAUGCCACAGCUGGAGGACUACCUGGACAUGGUGGGUCUAUCAGCAAUGUUUCCUCGUGUAGAGGUGUUCCUUAUCCAAGGCAGCCCAGUGGACAUGCUGGAGAGGCCGCUGAUGGACGAAUAUUUCUUCCACAUUGCCAAACUGAACCAGCUCCUGGUGCUGAGUCAACAGCUAGAAGAAGAUAUCAGGCACCUUGGGAGUCAUAAAUACAUCGCCCACCAGCUCUCUGUUAUAUAUCAAGUCACCAGCUCUUUUAGAGGGAUUCAGGCUUUCUCUGAGAUAAAGAAAGACAUCGAGGCCAACUUCAAACAGAUGAAACAGUGUCUAGCGGUAGAGGAAGGCUCCAGGCAUGAACCUCAGCUGGCUGCUCACUACAUCAACUGGAUAUUAGAAAUAACUCAAAGCAUAACAACAGAGGUGCUAUCACUACCGGAGGAGCUGACCGAAGACCUUCACCAGGUCGUGACCUUCGUGUCACAGUUCCUGUCCUGACUCACAUGGACCAACGCCUCUGUAUCUAUGAAUCCUGACGCACCAGGUUUCUCCAGGCAGUGACUUCUGCUUCUAAACGAACUGACGUUAUUAUUACUAUGAAAAGGUGCUACACAAUUUGAUUUAACUGAUUGAUGGUGGGAUUUUGGAUAGCUUACUUCAUUUACAGAUCACGUAGGUUUUUAUGUUGUUCUCCUGGAUGUGGCCCAUAUUAGUCCCCAUGGUGAGUCAGUUGUUUGGAAAUGAAUGUAAGCUUGUUGAAUCCCUCCUUGCA